This is a messenger RNA of Anastrepha obliqua, 1168 nucleotides long. Its product is annotated as MORN repeat-containing protein 5-like. The transcript has a single exon. The record is from RefSeq and is a predicted model, not a curated record. Bases 157 to 1056 code for a protein of 299 amino acids. Lineage: Eukaryota; Metazoa; Arthropoda; Insecta; Diptera; Tephritidae.
AAAGAAUACAAUAGCUUUCGAACUUACGCAAUAUGGGGAAAUAAUAAAUAUUCAGUGCAUUUCAUUAAAAUGUCAAAAGAAUAAAUUUAAUUUUCUAUUGGUGUUCUUAUUAAAUAUUUUCAUAAAACAAACUGAAACCAAACUGAAGCCAAACAAAUGCAAAGAAGCCAAAAAUUUUGUACUGGUAGCAAUUACUUUGGCACCUACAAUAAUCCCCUGAACUGCAUGGAUGGCUAUGGACACUACAAUUAUCCAGAUGGCAGCGAAUAUCGAGGCUUCUUCAGACAAGGACGAUUUCAUGGCGUCGGACGUCUUAGGAUGUCAGCUCCAUAUUCAUUCACGUUUAUUGGUCAAUUCGAAAAUGGAGAACUGACUGUUGUCAAUGAAAUGAUCUAUCCGGAUGGCCUAGUGUUCCAUGCUGAUUUUAAAUCUGGAGAAAUCGAUACCGCUAAUUGGGAGUAUCUCAGUAAAUCUGACCGUCGGUACACUCGAGAGCUUUGCAUGGGCAUCCCAGCUGUUGUACCCCACGAGCCGAUUACACGCUAUAAUCCACGUUCUCUAGAACCGAACACCUACGAUACUGAGGAGGGAAUUUUCAUAGAAAAAAGCCACUUUACUACUAAAAUUCCCCCACCUUUUCAUCACCAGCGCUUUGUCAAUUGUAACAAAGAGCUCAAUUGGAUACGCAAUUGCUGCCGUCAUGCGGAAACCGAUGCGAUCGUUGAGCCAGAUGCAGCCAAAGGUCAUGACAUUAUUCAAACCAAUAUUAAAGCUAUGACACAAUUGGGCGAAAAUUUGCACACCUGUACAUGCAAUAUGGCUCAGGCUGUACAUCAAGUCCAUAUGAAAAAGUUUUGUCGGCGACUUGUACAUACUAAGGACGAUCCUUCAUCAACUUCUCAAUAUUCGAGGGAUUACAAAGAUGAGCAGAGUUCAAUUAGUACAAGCUCUUUUAGUGACAAUCCGGUGCCAUUGAAUUUGAUUGCAGAGUGCCGCAACGAAAUAGAUCAACUGGCUCUAAAGGAUAAUGACCUUACAGCCGAUUAUUACGAAUAGUAGGCAAAUUUUUAUUUACAUAAAAAAGAAUUAGGCUAUCUUUAGAUAAAUGCUUUACCACAGAAUGCGAACUUUACACAGACCAUACUGUACCAUGAAAAUUAUUACAAUA